CGGGCCUGCGGGGCGGGCGCUCCGUUUCCGGGUCAGGCCCUCUCCCACGGGCGCCGGCUUUCUCUGCUCCAUGGCUGGCGGCGGCGGUGCGGGCGCGGCGGCCUCGGCCAACCUGAACGCGGUGAGGGAGACCAUGGACGUUCUGCUUGAGAUUUCAAGGAUUUUGAAUACCGGUUUAGAUAUGGAAACACUGUCUAUUUGUGUUCGGCUUUGUGAACAAGGAAUCAAUCCAGAGGCUUUGUCAUCCGUUAUUAAGGAGCUUCGAAAGGGGACUGAAGCGCUGAAGGCUGCUGAAAAUACAAGCUGACUUCCAGUGAAGCGCUGAGCUGAUAUAUCAAGCUCUGCAAGAAAAUUUGAAGAUUGCAGUGUAGUCAAGAUGUACAGUGAUAUUACUGCUUGCUGCAUAGAAAAUGUUUCCUUUUAAAAAGAAUUAUAAAACCAUGUCUGUAUAAGUCAGUGGGAAGUGGGUUAAGGCAGAACUAGCGGGCAUGUUUACAUCACAGCCAUCUCCGUUGUUAAUGGCCCCAAUUCCAUGGCAUUGCUGGGCUCUUAUUUAUGUAUUCCUUAUUUAUAGCUCUACUAGCUGUAAUUUUCUAAACAGUAUCUGUCAGAUGUACACAGCUGCUGUGCCUGGUUAGUGGAACACAUCAGAGGUGAUGAAUGGUAGUUAUGACUUGUUGACAUUUCCAUUAUAAGCCUUAAUUUUGAAUUGUUUAUGCAUAAUAGCUGACUAUGUUCCAUUGGGCUGGAAGUUGAUGGGAUUUCAACUGCCAUUUGUGAGUUUUGCCUUUUGUGUGUGUGUUUCACAUUUUUUUUUUUUUUAAGAAAAAAAAAAAAAGGUCAAAAAGCAUAUCUUCUAAUCAUCUCCUUAAUAGAAUAUUUAGUUUUUUAAGCAGGUUUUUUGGCAGUUAAAAGUAUAAAGAUCAAUUUUUGUACUGACUAAAAUUUAGAACUUUUAAAAACUUAGAUUUUAAAGGUAAAAUGCCAGGGCUUGGCUUAGCCUUAUUCAUAGUGAACUAUUUAAAUCUAGCUAGAGUAUUUGAGAAUGCUUUUCUUCCCAAAUUUUAUACCAAGUAAAGGCAUACAAAAUAAUGUAUAAAAUAAAAACAGCAAACGUGCAUAAAAAUAAUAGAAAUUCAUACUAAUUAAUCUUGACUGGCUAUUUAAUCAGUACAUAGGUGUGUAUUUCAACCCAUUGAUCCAUAAUAUUUUCUGAAGAAGUAGGGUUUGCCACUUGUUAAAAAAAAAACUAUUGAAAUGUGUACUAGUAAUUUUAAGUAUGACUUUGCAGAAAAAAUUUGUGUCAUUAUUUUAAAGCUUAAACUCAUGAAAAUGAUGGUUCAAAAAUAAAUUUUAAAAAAUUAUAAAGACAUUGGUUCUGUUCCUGUUAGAGAAUCCCAGUGGAAUAAUUUUAACAAACUUAAUGAGGAUUUAAUCUGAAUUUUUUGUUUCUUAACUUUUAACUUUAGUUCUGACAUUUAUAUGAUUACAAACAUUCAUUCUUCUGUAGCCUUUUUUAUAGUUCAGACAAUCGGAAGUGGUUUUUAAAAGAUUUAGUAAUUAAGUAGCUAGCCUCUCUACUGCCCUAAUCUCAACUCUUCCCUGCAAUCAGAAGACUGGGGCAGAGGAAUUAAUUGCAGGCUACCUUGGGCUGCAAGGGCAACAUAGCAAGACCGGACUUCAACGGACAAAAUCUGGAGUUGUAGCUAUUUUGACUUUUUAAAAGCAUUGCAUCUUUAUUAAGUAAAUUGAAAGGUCUGUUACAGGCAACUCUCCCAAGUUGGGAGAUAGUAAGUACUUGUAAGAAUCUGAUUGCUGAUAUGCAGAUACUGCAUAUCAAAAAGUUUUCUCAGACUCCACAAUUUGUAUUUACUUCUAGGACAUAGAGUUGAUAGUUUUAUUUAUGAUUUUGUAGAUUAUUUAUGUGUGAAACAAAGUAGGGAAAUAUAUUGACAAAGGAUUGUGUUUUUAGAAAAUAUAUUGUGUCUCAUGUUUAUAGAGAACUUUGUGUUACAUUUCCAAAUGUAAACAUAUAUUUUUAAUGAGCUCAUAAGUAAUAUUUAAGAAACCAGUGAUGAUAAUGGCAGUAUCAUGCAUGUUGUCAGUGACAAAAAUAAAAUGAUUUUGGUAUUGGCUU
Molecule: messenger RNA, 2137 nt
Organism: Phodopus roborovskii (desert hamster)
Lineage: Eukaryota; Metazoa; Chordata; Mammalia; Rodentia; Cricetidae
Gene: Mzt1
Product: mitotic spindle organizing protein 1
Exons: 3
Coding region: 71-307 (78 amino acids)
Biological process (GO): mitotic spindle assembly; gamma-tubulin complex localization; microtubule nucleation by interphase microtubule organizing center
Cellular component (GO): spindle; centrosome; gamma-tubulin ring complex
Source: RefSeq, a predicted model, not a curated record